GCUGCGCGCAGUGGCGGCUCGCGAGUCUCCCCGCGGCUCCUGACGCGGCGCAGUUCCCCGGCCCGAGCGGCCCGCGGACGCAGUCUUGAGCGCCUCCCGCCGCGGCGCAGCGCCCGCGCGGCUCGGGCUCCGGCGGUGGCGCGGCACAUGCCCCCGAGCGCGGGGCGCGCAGGUGGACCGGCGGCCGCGGGGAUUUAGGCCCCCGGGGACGGCGGCGGCGGAGGGACCAUGGCCCGGAGACCCGGGGCGCCUGCAGCCUACGGGGAGGAGUUCUCCUUCGUCAGCCCGCUGGUGAAAUACCUGCUGUUCUUUUUCAACAUGCUUUUUUGGGUGAUCUCCAUGGUGAUGGUGGCUGUGGGCGUCUACGCGAGGCUGAUGAAACACACAGAAGCUACCCUGGCCUGCCUGGCCUGCCUGGCAGUGGACCCGGCCAUCCUGCUGAUUGUGGUGGGCAUCCUCAUGUUCCUGCUCACCUUCUGCGGCUGCAUCGGCUCCCUGCGUGAGAACAUCUGCCUUCUGCAGACAUUCUCCUUCUGCCUCACUGUCGCGUUCCUGCUCCAGCUUGCCGUUGGCAUCCUGGGCUUUGUCUUCUCUGACCAGACUCGGGGGAAAGUGAGUGAGAUCAUCGAUAACGCCAUUGUACACUAUCGAGAUGAUUUGGACCUGCAGAACCUCAUUGAUUUUGGCCAGAAGAAGUUCAGCUGCUGCGGAGGGAUUUCCUACAAGGACUGGUCCCAGAACAUGUACUUCAACUGCUCAGAAGACAACCCCAGCCGUGAGCGCUGCUCGGUGCCUUACUCCUGCUGCCUGCCCACCCCAGACCAGGCAGUAAUCAACACCAUGUGUGGCCAAGGGAUGCAAGCCCUUGACUACUCGGAAGCAAGUAAAGUCAUCUACACCAAUGGCUGCAUUGACAAGCUGGUCAACUGGAUCCACAGCAACCUCUUCCUACUGGGCGGCGUGGCCCUUGGCCUGGCCAUCCCCCAGCUGGUGGGAAUCUUGCUGUCCCAGAUCCUGGUGAACCAAAUCAAAGACCAGAUCAAACUGCAGCUCUACAACCAGCAGCACCAGGCAGACCCAUGGUACUGAGCUGCCACACAGCAUUCCCUCCCCGCACCCCCCCCCCCCCGCAGCCUGGCAAGGGCAGAGCAGUGGGUCCAGCUCCUCCAGCCCCCCUGCCAGGCUCCAGAAGGGCAGAAAGAAGACAGGGCUAGAGAGGUGACUCCAGUCUGUGGGGGAUGUACCUCCUCUCCCACAACACUGUGAAGAGAGAUCUCUAACCUCAUGCAUUGGUGGGAGGGGAGGGAGUUCUAUGUUGCCUCUGGGCAGGGAUGUUUGGGAAACAGAAGAUGCACUGAGCAGUGGCUGAGCUGUCGCUUUGCACGAGGCUCUGCACCUGAGCUUGACCACCUGCUGCCAGCAAGCCCUAGAUUGGAGAGUGGGCACCAACAACCCAGCCUGGAGUCCAGCUGGCAGGGAACCAGCCCUCAAAGGAGAAGGAGGGAACAGUACAAGCAGGGAACUUGAGGGUUGACUGGGGACAGCCUUGGGUGUGCUGGGGAAAGAGUGGAAGGGCCAUGUUUACUAAAUGCCUGCCCGCCUCCCAGGUGGUGAGAGUGAGCUACAUCCUGCCCUGCCCUAGUAGCCAUGGAAAUGGCCAAGGGGACAACAACAGCCAAAUCCAGCCCCCUGUCCUCCCUUGGGAGGUGGGGGGACCCUAGAGGCCUGAGGCCUGGUCUGGGUAUUCUGCAGCCAGCAGAGGUGGGACAGAGCCCCACUGCGCUUGAAUGUUUCUGGCCUUCCCUCUUCAGCAAGUGGGAAUCCUCUCACCUUGGCAGUUCACAGAGGAGCCGAGGACCCCUUCCCUACACCCCUAGUCCCCUUGCCCCAGAGCUCAUUAUUUCUACCGUGUAAGAAGCAUGGAUCUAACUGAGGCCAGGGGAAUCAGAAAAAGGCAAUAAAAGUUUGCUGACCUGGG
This is a messenger RNA of Erinaceus europaeus (western European hedgehog), 1978 nucleotides long. RefSeq names its product tetraspanin 33 (gene TSPAN33). Lineage: Eukaryota; Metazoa; Chordata; Mammalia; Eulipotyphla; Erinaceidae. The coding region runs from base 229 to 1089 and encodes 286 amino acids. Gene Ontology annotation, cellular component: membrane. The transcript has 8 exons. The record is from RefSeq and is a predicted model, not a curated record.